This is a messenger RNA of Contarinia nasturtii (swede midge), 4776 nucleotides long. RefSeq names its product protein trachealess (gene trh). Lineage: Eukaryota; Metazoa; Arthropoda; Insecta; Diptera; Cecidomyiidae. Gene Ontology annotation, molecular function: DNA-binding transcription factor activity, RNA polymerase II-specific; RNA polymerase II transcription regulatory region sequence-specific DNA binding; protein dimerization activity. The record is from RefSeq and is a predicted model, not a curated record. Gene Ontology annotation, biological process: regulation of transcription by RNA polymerase II. The coding region runs from base 587 to 3181 and encodes 864 amino acids. The transcript has 10 exons.
UCGUCUUCACUGCACUGUACUGGUUCAGUCGUGUCGUGGCAGUAAUAGCAGCAUCACACGAAUCCCAUCAAAUUUUCAGACACGUUUUUAUUUCCCUUUUUUGUUUUGUUUCACACACCCGCGCUCGCUUCGCCUAUCGUACACAUUAAAUAAGUGUCGGUAUUGUGAUCAAAUAGACUUAUCAUCGUUUGUUGAAUUUGAACGUGCAUCGUGUACUUUCACUUGAAUACUCUGUUCUUGUCGUGUUCAAAUUCUCUUUUUCCGAUUUUCCAAUAUAUCGAGGACAUGUGUGAAAUAUAAUAACAUUCGUGAUUUAUCCAGUGACAUUUGCAAACCGGAAUUUUCAUCUCCGAUGGGAUUUUAAUUGAAAAGCAGAGAAACGAAAAUAUGAAUAUUUGCCGAGAUCAGUUGAAUUUUAUGAAAACUUCAAUCACGAAAUAAAAACAAACACUUGUGUAUUGAUUUUUGUUGUGUAUUCUGUGAACAAUUUUGUGCAAUUGAAUUAGAUAGUUUUUGUGUUCGAGUUUGUGCGAACUUUUUUUUUUUAAAGUGUUGAAAAGUAGAGGAAAUACAGAAAUCGUGAACUAUGCUACCGUAUCAAGCAGUUGCAAUGGAUUAUGGUGGUUAUCAGCGUCAAGGACCAGCCACGGGAGGUCAUAUGGGAAUGGGUGCACUUGGAAUGGGUGUUGGCGCACCGCCAUUCACACAUUCAUGGCUCGUUCCACCACAAGAUCUGUGCGGUGUUCCAUACAAGCAAAUGCCAAAUCAACAUCCACACAUGCAACCCCAACAAAUCGAACCUGGAAUUCUGGAAAUCCGUAAAGAAAAAUCACGUGAUGCAGCCCGUUCACGUCGUGGCAAAGAGAAUUUUGAAUUUUAUGAAUUGGCCAAAAUGUUGCCGUUGCCAGCAGCAAUAACCAGUCAAUUGGAUAAGGCAUCGAUCAUAAGACUGACCAUAAGCUACCUAAAACUCAGAGAUUUUUCAUCACACGGAGAUCCACAAUGGGGCCGCGAAAUCAAUAACAAACUGAAAUCUGCAUCAAGACGUACGCAUGCAGGACUAACCAUGGAUUUAUUUGAACAACAUCAAGGAACUCAUAUUUUACAGUCGCUUGAUGGAUUUGCUUUAGCGUUAGCUUCCGAUGGUCGCUUUUUAUAUAUCUCAGAAACUGUUUCAAUUUAUUUGGGACUAUCACAGGUUGAAAUGACCGGCAGCAGCAUUUUUGACUAUGUUCAUCAUCAAGAUCAUGCUGAAAUUGCUGAACAAUUGGGUUUGGGAUUGGCAAGCAACCAAAAUAUGGCAUCACCAUCGUCCGGCAUUUCGGAAGAUGGCGGAGCAAAUCAGGGAACAAACAAUCCAGAUGUUUCAUCGGUGAUGUCGGUUAGUUCAAAUACAUACAAAGGAUACGAACGUGCAUUUUGUGUGCGAAUGAAGUCAACGUUGACAAAACGAGGAUGUCAUUUCAAAUCAUCUGGCUAUCGGGUGGUAUUAAUGCUAUGUCGACUACGGCCGCAAUACACAUAUUCGCAUACGAGAAAAUCACAGCCACCACUAUUGGGUAUGGUCGCCUUGGCAAUUGCAUUGCCACCUCCAUCAGUACAUGAAAUUCGCCUGGAAACUGACAUGUUUGUCACACGCAUCAAUUUCAAUUUCACAAUUGCACAUUGUGAACCAAAGGUUACAGAGCUCUUGGACUAUACAGCCGAAGAGUUGACUGGCAGAAAUUUGUAUAAUUUAUGUCAUGCUGAAGAUGCUGAUAAAUUGAAAAAGAGUCAUUUGGAUCUUAUAAACAAAGGACAAGUAUUAACUCAUUAUUAUCGUUUUAUGAAUAAAAAUGGUGGUUAUACAUGGUUACAAACGUGUGCAACGGUUGUUUGUAAUUCAAAAAAUGCCGACGAACAGAAUAUAAUUUGUGUGAAUUAUGUGGUGAGCAAUCGUGAAAAUGAGAAUUUAAUAUUGGAUUGCAUUCAAAUGGAAAAUGGUUUGGAGCAUAUAAUAAAGCAUGAAGAUUUGUCGGGUGAUAAAGGUGCCGGUUCGCCUGGAAAUGAUCCAUCUGAUGGUAAUCAAAGUGCACAUCGUUCAAGUGAGCAUAAAACACCAAAGUCCGAAACGACCGAUACAAGUACACGGGCCAGAAAUCGUUCAUCAACAAAUUCAUCAAUAACAAAUUUAACAAUGGAUAAUACAAUUCGACCGAUAUCCGAUGAUCAUUUAAUACCAACACCGGUCAGUUCGGGUACAAGCACACGAAAAGGUCACAAACGCAAAGCAAAACAUCUUGACACCGACACCACAAUGAUGGCCGAUUCAAAAGUAAAUGGCGUUGCCUUAAAUAUAAAUCCAUCGGAUGCGGUGGUUGAUGAGCAUGGUGAAAGUUCGGUUAAAGAUUUGGAAAAUGCAAUGUCAAAACACCUUCCAUCGCCAAUUAAUAGCAAUAACAAUAAUACAAAUACUACCACAACCGAUUUUAGUGCUGAUUCACUUCUGAAACAACAACAACAAGAUAAAGGUAGCACCAUUCAAUGGAUUGGCACACAUCACAAUCCAUUCCAUCAACAAAAUGCACCAAUGCCAGCCACAGCAUUGCUACGACAAUUGUAUGCAAAUCGUGAAAGUGUCAUUCGAGCUACAGCCAGACAAUCAUCAGGCGGGUACUAUCCAGACGGAUCGUCAUCGGGCCCACUGCCAACGCCACCCGGCAGUGAAUCAUCGUUUGACAACCAAUUCUUGUUGCACGGUCAUCAAAAACCAGAUCCAUAUACAAAUUUAGUUUCACCAUACGGUAGUUAUCCAUCAACAAUGGACUAUCACAAUGCAAUGACACCGCCAAGUAGUGUAUCGCCACGUGAAUCGUCCGCCAGUUCGAUAGCAAAUAAUAAAACCCUUACAAAUCUUCAUCCAUCAACGACAAAUACAUUCGAUUUAUCCGAUUCACUGCGAAAUCAAUACACGGCCAAUGGAACGGUUGCCAGCACAACGUCAAGUCUGAAUGAUACACUCCCAUCGCUACCAUUGAAACCACAACCGUAUUCAGCGGCAGCGGCCAUGCAUCACGUUAACUCAAUCGAUGCUUAUGGUGGCAUUGAUCAAUCGCAAUAUUUUUCACAUCACAGCGGAUUUCAUUUGUAUCACCAUUCCAAAGCUGCACCCUCAACCGGAUGGUAUACGACUUCAACAUAAGCAGAAAAAUAAAAUCCAAUUUUUACAAUAUACUCAACUAGAAAUCUAAUUAAAAUGUGCACACAUCGAUGGUGGCCAAGUAGUAAAAUGAAAAGUGCGUUUUAACGGUGGAACUGAAAAAGCCUAUUGAAUGAACUUGGAAUUCGAAUGAAGCAAGAGUUCAUUUCGCAGUGAAAAAUGAACGUAAAGGAAAUAAAGUUGUAACACAUUUCAACCGUCUCCAUCGUAAAAGCGUUCGAUGCGGUGUUGUUAAGUAUGAAAGUUGAUGUACUUUAUUUUCAAUGGAUUGAACCCAACGUAUGCAAAUAGAAAAAAAAAUCCGAACAUAUCAACCAGCAUCACAUACACUAGGCACAUACAAUUUAUAGUAACCGAAAAGAAGUGGCACUACGCAUUAUCGAGAUUUUAGUUUUCAUUACAUUUAUCUUGACAGUGCUCCGUUGUAUUCAUUUUAAAUUGUUAAUUUUCUUGAUUGAAGAAAGCAUUUAAAUUAUUAUUAUUUUUUCUUUUUACUUUUUGUAUUGUGUAAGCUUGUUCUAUAAAUGUUAUUCGAAUAAGAAUGGAUGUUCAGUUUUUUUUUAAGUUGAAAAAUGACUUUUUCAAAAUUAAGAGAAAACUCUAAAUCAGCAUAUUAAUUAAUAAGAAUAAGUUGUAAGUAGUAAAAAGAAUCCAAUUUUCAUUCUAUUGCAUCAAAUGUCAACUAUUAGCAUUUAUCGUAAAACAGUGUAAUAAUCGAGAACAUAUAUGCAAACGACGAAUUGGUCGUUUUGAUUUCGUUCAAUGUGUGUAAAUAAUAAUGAAAUUUAAUCUUAUAUAUUGUUAAAUUUAGCAGAAUGAUAAACAUUUUUCCCUGACGUGUAGCUCUGUUCGAUAGUGUGGUUUGGGUUGCGAGUAUUUCCUUUUCGCAAAUCACCUAAACUCAAUUUUAUUUUGUCAUCGUUUUUUUAAAAUAUCAUUCAUAGCUUUUUGGUUAAAUGUUGAGGCAGAUCCAGUGCAAUGAAAAUACUUUUUUCUCUUUUUUUUUUUGGCUGAAAAAAGGAACAACGAAUUGUUAGAAUAAAAAUUACAUUAAAUCGCUUCGCAAUAUAUAAAAAAGAUGUAUUUAGACGUAAUGAACAUGUAAUGCUCAUUUUGUGGGUGUUUAAAACAAAACAAUCUGCAAUUUAGAUUAUUGAGACACACACACACACAUUGAUGAACUUGUAUUUGGCCAAAUGUUCAUUUGUUCCAAAAUAUGCGGUAAUAUCUUAAGUAACAUACACACAGGAGAGAAUGUUGUAAAAAAAGAGAUUGGGAAGCGCCAAAGUACAAGUUUAGUCUUUGAGACAGAAAGUACAGAAAGAAAAAUACUAGUAGAUACACCUGUAACAAUGAUAUACACUUUCAUGCAAAUUUGCUACUAAUUUAAUACUGCUGCAUUUAAUAGCUCUCUCAAUAGAACAAAUACAUACGCAAAAUAUACAACAAUUUAGCUGUAAUUAUAAAACUAACUUUAUUAACAUUAUCAUGUAUUCAUACAUAUAAAAGACAUUCUGUUGUUUUCAUACAACUCGAAAUAACACACGAAAAAUAAAAUUUAAGUUUAAAUAAUCGAA